AUGAAGGAUUUAUUAGGGAACUCCAAUGGUCGUGCAUGUUUGGAAUACGAAGAGCUGGAGGUAAGUCUUAUCGAGACUGAGAGCGUGGUGAAUGCAUGGCCUCUCCCCUACAUGGCAGAAGGGAGCGACGACCCGCUCACCAUCACCCCGAAUCAGUUUCUCAACAAUAGGCGUUCGAACUGCACUCCGUUGGAACCAGCAGUAAACCUCAUGGCUCCCGACGCAACAAACGUGAAACUACUGGAAAUGGAUCGUCAACGUAGAGAGUAUGUAAGCGGCAUCUGCGGUCAAUUCGUCACUGUAUACCUACUCCAAAUAGACAAGUUUCAUUGUAAGGGAGGACCCGGUCGAAAGAUCCGGGUAGGAGAAGUUGUCAUCAUUCACGAUGACAACACCAAGCGCGUUAUGUGGACGAUAGAAGUAGUGAAGGAGCUAAUCACUAGCAGAGACGGGUUGAUCCGUUCGGUAAUCGUCAAGACGCCGAACGGGAACCUUAUCAACUGCGCUAUUCAAUCGUUACACCCCUUAGAGCUACGUGAGGAUCAGCUGGACGACGUCGUAGUUCCACCUACGCCGGAGCUGGAAUUGAAACCAGAAAACCAACUCAACCCGUGUCCGCUGCAGAUCCAGUCGAGCAGGGAGAGCCCUGGACCACGGGUUCUGGUGGGGAGUGUGUUGGGAAUACACCGUAUUCCCAACAUCCGACGACGCGAGCUGGACGACGGACGUGACUUCCACAACGAUUUCUAG
This is a messenger RNA of Daphnia magna, 750 nucleotides long. RefSeq lists its product as uncharacterized. The transcript has a single exon. The record is from RefSeq and is a predicted model, not a curated record. NCBI's taxonomy places the organism in Eukaryota, Metazoa, Arthropoda, Branchiopoda, Diplostraca, Daphniidae. The coding region runs from base 1 to 750 and encodes 249 amino acids.